UUGGGCCAAAAUUUGUUAUUGAUAAUCGUUUUGAUGGCUUCACAGGAGUUUAUGAAAUGUCUGCAAUACGCAGCGCAGAAACAUAGCACCCAACGUCGAAAGGACGCCCAGUCCACACCAUAUGUUAAUCAUGUAAUAAAUGUCAGCACAAUUUUGGCCGUAGAGGCGGGAGUUGCAGAUGAGGCCGUGCUUAUGGCAGCCCUGUUGCACGAUGUUGUCGAGGACACGGAUGCAACAUUCGGCGAUGUGGAGAAUCUGUUUGGAGCAGAUGUUUGCAGUCUGGUUAGAGAGGUGACUGAUGACAAAUCAUUGGAAAAACAGGAACGAAAGCGUAUACAAAUCAAAAAAGCAUCGAAAACAACUAGCAGAGCGAAACUUAUUAAACUGGCCGAUAAGCUGGACAAUCUGAGAGAUCUGCAAGUGAAUACGCCACAGGGAUGGACAGAAGAGCGACGGGAAGCGUACUUUGUUUGGGCCAAACAGGUGGUGGACAAUUUACGCGGUACUAAUGCGCAGCUGGAGCAACAGCUUGACCAAAUAUUUCGUGAGCGCAAUCUGCUGUGAAUAUAGUUGAACUAAAAACAAUGUUAGCCAAUGCGCUUAGUUUUUAUUCUUCUCAUAAAAUGACAGCAUGAGCUUGGCCAGCUGCUGUGUUUCAUCCAGCGUGAUGGCAUUAUACAGAGAGGCACGAAUACCGCCCACAGAGCGAUGACCCUUCAGCUGAAUCAUGCCCUCGGUCUCGGCCUUGGCUAGAAACUCCUUUUCCAGGGCAUCGUUGCCGGCAGCGCUGCCAAUGCGGAAUGGCACAUUCAUGUGGGAACGCACACGAGACUCCACA
This is a messenger RNA of Drosophila innubila, 838 nucleotides long. RefSeq names its product guanosine-3',5'-bis(diphosphate) 3'-pyrophosphohydrolase MESH1 (gene Mesh1). NCBI's taxonomy places the organism in Eukaryota, Metazoa, Arthropoda, Insecta, Diptera, Drosophilidae. The transcript is spliced from 3 exons. Gene Ontology annotation, molecular function: guanosine-3',5'-bis(diphosphate) 3'-diphosphatase activity. Bases 34 to 564 code for a protein of 176 amino acids. The record is from RefSeq and is a predicted model, not a curated record.